This is a messenger RNA of Leptosomus discolor (cuckoo roller), 813 nucleotides long. The record is from RefSeq and is a predicted model, not a curated record. Lineage: Eukaryota; Metazoa; Chordata; Aves; Leptosomiformes; Leptosomidae.
AUGGCCUUUUCCUCACUUCUUACAGGUUGUCCAAGCACACCCAGCAGUCUUACUGUGCUUGAACAGAUGAAGAAACUCCAAGAAAUGGUGAGCCAAAAAACCAAGCUGGAGAUCGGGGAUGUUGUCAGGGUCAGAGGUCACAUCCGAAUUUACAGGCAACAAAGAGAAAUUCAGGCGUCAUGUUUUUAUAAAGUGGAUGAUCCUGUGUGUGAUGUUCAGAUUUCAAGAAUGCUGGAGCUCCCCUGUCUCUACAGAGAAGUUUACGAUAAACCUUUCCAAGGCCCUGAGGAGGAACAGAGUGGCCUGGAGGGUCAGAAUUUCUCAAUCAAUAUGCUGCAUGAGAAAGUGAAAGGCUUUCUGUUAGAAAACAAAAUUCAGACCUUUUACCAACAGGAGUUGGAAACAAUUGAUACUCUGGUGUCACUGGCUGGUGCGCAUGUACCCAGGGGGUGUCAGGAGGUGAAGUCAAAAGGUUACUCCGGUUCCAAAAGGAUUCACAGUGUUUUUAAGGAAGCAAUAAGGAUGCUACAAGAAAAAGGGGUGGUUUUCCAGAAACCUAGUAGCUCCAAAGACUUAUACCAUGUGACUGACCAUGAUAAGGAGCUGCUUAAAGUCACCCUUGAUGUGAUUAAAGAAGACUGUCGAAAACCCAGGCAUGCUGAAAAAGGCUGCCAUUUCCUUCAUGUCCUGAGUUGUAUUCGGCAGAGCUACAACCCCUCCCUGGCUGAAGUGGUGAUGCACCGUGUCUUGGAACUGCUGGAGAGUAACAGUGAUGUUGUCAGCACUAUGGAAGGAUAUUAUAUGGCAUUUUGA